AUGGAUCCGACUGGGACUGGCUCACAUGCCUAUGACAAGAAGUCUCGUGCGAAACAUGCUUGUCGGGUGUGCAAUUCGAGGCGAGUGCGCUGUAACGUCACCGAGAUCUAUCCCUGCUCCAACUGUGAGAUUGCCGGCACCAAGUGCGAAGUCUUACCGUCCAAGCGGGGCAGUCAUGCCGCGAGUCUAGAUCCCGCAUCACCGUCAAGACGUGACGACAGUUUGGCUGCAGACCCAGCGCCAGGUCCUGGCACAGACUUGGGUGACGAGAAUGCGAAUCGUCCAUCGUUCAAAUCCCCAUCGUCCACCUCGACGCCGGGCAAUCUGUUCUUUGGCGAAUCAAAUUUCCUCACACUGGUGCCGGGCCGAACUCAGGCAAACGGCGAGCGCUCGACGCAAGGCCGCGAACAUGGCCAGAAAACCCGCUUCGUCUUUCCCACGCCCUCGACUCCUCAGUCGCAGACUGGCGGGGCAUCGCCUGCGAGCAUCGCCCACCUGAGUGCUGGUACGACCCGCUACCUACGAGAUGAAGGGGCACUCACCUUUCCCGACCCCAAAACCUACCUGCCAGCCCUCGAGGCGUACUUUACCUGGUUCCAUCCGUGCUUCCCUGUUCUCGACCAUGCGGAUUUCGCGCAGCAGGUCUCGAAAUCGGUAGUUUCACCGAUGCUGCUCCAAGCUGUCUUGUUCAUUGGUGCUACAUAUUGUGGCGAUGAAACUAUCGCUAUGAUGGGCUUCAAGGACAGAUCCGAAGCCAAAUCACUCCUGUACACACGAGCCCGACUGCUGUUUCACGCCGAUUGGGAGAAGGACGAGAUUACCCUUUUACAGUCCCUCUUUCUCCUCAGCUUCUGGCGGGGUGGGCCGUCGGAUGUGAGGGAUGUACGGUACUGGCUUGGAGUCGUCAUUAGCCUGGCCGAGUCAUACGGCUACCAUCGUUUGUCACGUCUGAGAAGGAGGCUAUGGUGGUCUAUCUACGACGCCGACGAUGGAGGGACGUCGGUGUGGGCCUCUCUCCUCCACUUAUCUUACAAGAUCACGAGCGUCUUUGCAGCCUUGUGCAUACACGUCAUCUGUAUUAGAAGGGGAGCCAACGUCUCGCGACGGAUAGCUGAGACACGCGCUCAAAUGUGCCUCCUUGGUCUCAAAGAGAUACAGAAAUACUGGAGGAUUAACAUCAACGUGCUCGACCUGUUCCUCCAGUAUCUCGAUGAAUCGAUCGCCAAGAGGCUUCACGGUGAUCAACACGAGACCUCUCUUCAUAGUUCGACGAUUGUUGAUGCUGCCAACCAAGUAGCCUCUGAUAUCGACACGGCAGACUCAGGUGUCAGGGCUCCAACCUCUGAUGCAGGCCCCGACAACCUGGCGCAGGUUCGCCCCCACGAAUCUUACGAGGACCCCUACUUCGCCCUGCUUAACGGCUGGGAUGGUGAUCAUUCGCUAGCGGACAUCGGUCUGUUUUUGCAGUCGGAUGAUUUCAUGCAGGCCGAGGGUCUUACAUUUCUUGAAAGAUCGCUGUAA
Molecule: messenger RNA, 1521 nt
Organism: Verticillium alfalfae VaMs.102
Lineage: Eukaryota; Fungi; Ascomycota; Sordariomycetes; Glomerellales; Plectosphaerellaceae
Exons: 5
Coding region: 1-1521 (506 amino acids)
Biological process (GO): regulation of DNA-templated transcription; DNA-templated transcription
Molecular function (GO): DNA binding; zinc ion binding; DNA-binding transcription factor activity, RNA polymerase II-specific
Source: RefSeq, a predicted model, not a curated record